AUGGCACUUCGGCUACCAGCUUCUAAAGCAGCUGAAGUUGCGAUUGGAUCAAUUGGCUGCGGUUAUGAUUUAGCUAUUGAUGUACGGUUGAAGUAUUGCAAAGGAGGCUCUAAAGAUUCACGAUUACUUGACAUUUCUGAUGGUGAUGGCAAUUGCGAGAUUCUCUUACCUGGUGGAAUCUCCAUCCCAAAUGUUUCAAAGUCUAUCAAAUGCGAUAAAGGCGAGCGCAUGCGCUUUAGGUCUGAUGUUCUCUCUUUCCAACAGAUGGCAGAGCAGUUCAACCAGGAACUAUCUUUGGCUGGUAAAAUCCCGUCAGGUCUCUUCAAUGCCAUGUUUGAAUUCUCGAGCUGCUGGCAGAAAGAUGCAGCCUAUACCAAAAACCUUGCUUUUGAUGGGAUAUUCAUCUCAUUAUACACUGUUGCUUUGGACAAAUCUCAAAUGUUACUCCGCGACCAUGUUAAGCAGGCUGUUCCAUCAUCAUGGGACCCUGCUGCUCUCGCAAGGUUUAUUGAUACUUAUGGGACGCAUAUAAUUGUUGGUGUCAAGAUGGGAGGGAAAGAUGUGAUUUAUGCAAAACAGCAACACUCCUCGAAACUUCAACCUGAUGAUUUGCAGAAAAGGUUAAAAGAGGUGGCAGAUAAGAGGUUUGUGGAAGCUAGCGGAACGCAUAAUAUGGCUUCAGAAAGAAUUUCAAGUAGUAAGGUGGAAACAAAGGAGCAGCGCUUGAGAUUUGCAGAUACCAGUUCACUGGGCUCUUAUGCAAAUAAGGAGGACAUUGUCUUCAUGUGCAAAAGGCGAGGUGGAAAUGAUAACAGAAACCUAAUGCAUAAUGAAUGGCUGCAAACAGUCCAGAUGGAGCCUGACGUUAUUUCGAUGUCUUUUAUUCCAAUUACAUCUUUACUUAAUGGAGUUCCAGGAAGUGGAUUCUUGAGCCACGCCAUAAAUCUGUAUCUAAGAUAUAAGCCACCAAUUGAAGAGCUACAUCAGUUUCUAGAGUUUCAGCUACCAAGGCAGUGGGCUCCAGUAUUUAGUGAACUUCCUCUUGGUCCGCAACGGAAGCAACAAAGUUGUCCGUCUCUGCAAUUCAGUUUCUUCGGACCUAAGCUAUUCGUGAAUACCACGCCGGUUGAUGUUGGUAAGAGGCCAAUCACUGGCAUGCGGCUCUAUCUGGAGGGUAGAAGAAGUAACCGUUUGGCAAUUCAUUUGCAGCACCUUUCCUCUCUUCCCAAAAUAUACCAGCUCGAAGAUGAUUCAAACAGAAAUAUCCGACAAGAGUCUCAUGAUCAUCGAUACUUUGAGAAAGUAAACUGGAAAAACUACUCCCACGUCUGUACAGCACCUAUCGAAUCAGAAGAUGAUCUUUCAGUAGUAACAGGUGCGCAGCUUUAUGUAGAGAGCCACGGAUUCAAGAAUGUGCUCUUCUUGUGCCUUUGUUUCUCAAGAGUUGUGGGAGCGACACUAGUAAAGAAUUCUGAAUGGGAUGAAGCGGUAGGCUUUGCUCCGAAAUCGGGGCUCAUCUCAACGCUGAUAAGCCACCACUUCACUGCGGCACAAAAACCGCCACCACGACCUGCAGAUGUGAAUAUAAAUUCGGCUAUCUAUCCUGGCGGGCCACCAGUACCCGUGCAAGCUCCCAAACUUUUGAAAUUUGUGGAUACAAGUGAGAUGACAAGGGGGCCACAAGAAUCACCCGGGUACUGGGUUGUAUCGGGUGCAAGGUUACUGGUGGAGAAAGGCAAAAUCUCGUUGAAGGUGAAGUAUUCCCUAUUGACUGCGAUAUUGGGAGAUGAAGUGAUAGAGGAACCCUAUGAAGGUUGA
Molecule: messenger RNA, 1818 nt
Organism: Arabis nemorensis
Lineage: Eukaryota; Viridiplantae; Streptophyta; Magnoliopsida; Brassicales; Brassicaceae
Source: the annotation of a GenBank genome assembly